Messenger RNA from Striga asiatica, 1401 nucleotides. Lineage: Eukaryota; Viridiplantae; Streptophyta; Magnoliopsida; Lamiales; Orobanchaceae. The record is from the annotation of a GenBank genome assembly.
AUGGAUGAGUUGAAAAUACUUAGAAAUAUUAAAUCUCAGGAGAAGCUGAUAAGAAACCGAGUAGCUGUUCGAACUCGAAAAACACGUCUUUGUGAAUAUGUGGCACGGGCAGCCAUGGCAGUGGCCUUGAUUUGGACAUUAACAAUUCAGGUGAUGCACUUGUCCAAGGCUUGGCAGCCGGCGUUGGCGAUGUCUAAAUUUUAUAAGAACUUGGUUGCAGGAGAAUAUGAGAGCAAUGGAUAUUUAAUUGUAUCAUCCAAUGGAGGACUCAAUCAAAUGCGCUCUGGAUUGGAUACCAAAUCUUUCUGGAAAGAUCAAAGUCAAUUCGAGGAUAUAUUCGACGUCGAUCAUUUCAUCAACUCAUUGAGAGAUGAGGUUAGGAUUGUAAAACAACUUCCACCAGAUAUGCAGAGAGAGGUGAACACGAACAGACAUAUUUCCAUGCAACCCAUUAGCUGGUCCAACAUUUCAUACUACACAGACAAGGUUCUUGAUGGAAGUCUCAAGAACCACAAGAUUCUGCAUUUUCAGAAAACCGACUCUAGGUUGGAAAAUAACGGUCCUCUGGAAGUUCAAAAGGUUCGUUGCAAGGCGAGUUACGAGGCCCUGAAGUUUAGGGCUUCAAUAGAGAAGAUGGGGAAGAAAAUCGUGAAAAUUAUGAGACAGAAGAAGGGUAAAUUCCUAGUCCUUCAUCUUCGGUACGAAAUGGAUAUGUUGGCCUUUACAGGCUGUAAUCAAGGCUGCACUGAUGAAGAAGCAAAGGAGCUGGAAGGACUAAGGUAUUCAAUUCCAUGGUGGAGGAAGAAGAAAAUAAAUUCGACCACAACAAGAUUAGCGGGAUUGUGUCCCUUAACACCUGAAGAAACUGCAUUGACCCUUCAAGCACUUGGUGUUGACCGGAAAAUGCAGAUUUAUAUUGCUGCAGGUGACAUAUACGGAGGAGAAAAGCGAUUGGCUCCAUUAAGAGCAGCCUAUCCAAAUUUGGUGAAGAAGGAGACAUUGUUGCCGCCAUCUGAGCUUUUGCCGUUCAAGAAAUAUGCAACCCGAAUGGCUGCACUUGACUACAUAGUGUCACUAGAGAGUGACAUAUUUUUGCCUACUUAUGGAGGUAAUAUGGCGAGACUAGUAGAAGGCCAUCGCAGGUACUUAGGUUUCAGGCCGACCAUACAACCAGAUCAGAAAGCAUUAGUUCAUCUGAUAGACAAAUACGAGAAAAAUCAGAACUGGGAAGAGUUCGAGCAAGGAGUGAAGAAAGCUCAUGAAAAUCGAUAUGGGAAUCCGACAAAAAGAAGGGUCAUACCUGGAAAACCCAAAGAAGAGGACAAUUUUUGGUCUAACCCUGAAGAGUGCUUAAUUAAGACCAAUAUAAUAGAAAAAUCUGAAUGUCCAAUGUGGAAAUAG